This is a messenger RNA of Condylura cristata (star-nosed mole), 1268 nucleotides long. It is a transcript of the gene TREM1, whose product is annotated as triggering receptor expressed on myeloid cells 1. The record is from RefSeq and is a predicted model, not a curated record. Lineage: Eukaryota; Metazoa; Chordata; Mammalia; Eulipotyphla; Talpidae. Bases 21 to 917 code for a protein of 298 amino acids. The transcript has 5 exons. Gene Ontology annotation, biological process: neutrophil-mediated killing of gram-negative bacterium; cytokine production involved in immune response; neutrophil chemotaxis.
AGCAGCAGUUGAACUAAAGGAUGGGGAAGGCCAGGGUCAGGAGGCUGCUCUGGGUGUUCUUCCUCUUCAUAUCAGGACUCCAAGUCGCAGCCAGUUCAGAAGUCACGUUUAUCCGAGCAGAGGGGGAAUCCCUUGAAGUGAUCUGCCCCACCAACAUCUGGAAGCACGCCAACAGCAUGAAGGCUUGGGUGAGGCUGGACGGUGCAGAGGCCAGGCCUCUGGUGUUCACGGAAAAGCCCACAGGGAAGCCCACUCAAGUCCAGGUGGAAAGGUACUUCCUGGAGGAUGUGCCCACCGAAAGCAUCCUACGUGUCCGAAUGAUCAGCCUUCAACAGGCAGACUCAGGGCUGUAUCAGUGUGUGAUCUACCACCCUCCCAAGGUCUCUGAAGUCCUGUUCCAUCCUGUCCGCCUGGUGGUGACCAGCAAUUUGCAAGCUGAAGGCCAGGAAGUGAACCAAGAGUGCCUGCAAGAAGGAGAGAACCUGACUGUCACCUGUUCUUACAACCUCCAGCUGUAUGCCACCAGCCCAAAGGCCUGGCAGCGGGUGACUCGCCAGGGCCCACCAGUGACACUGGUGCGCACAAGUACUAGAGACCCAGAGCACAACGUGGCCCAGGCUGGGAGAUACGUGCUGCAUGAUUACCCCACUCAAUCCGUGUUCAAGGUGACAGUCACAGAUCUCCAGAGGCAGGAUGUGGGCCUGUAUCAGUGUGUGAUUGACCUCUUACCUCAGAACCCCACUGUCCUGCAACCUCAGAUUCGGCUGGUCCAAUGCAAAGCUUCAGAAGGGCAAGGAUCUGCACUGGCCCUUGACCUCACAAGUCUUCCAGAACUGGCUACUAUUCUGACUUUUGGAUUGAUCCUGAACAAGAGCAUCGUGUUCUCAGUCCUGUUUGUCUUUCUCCGGAAAGCCUGAAUUCAGGCAAGGAGGUCUCCUGAAGGGGCACAAUGCAAGCAAACCCUGAGAAGCAGCCGGCUCACCCUUCCAGGAGCAACAGUCACACCUUCCUCCCUAACAAACACCACAUUCAUAUUCAGCGAUAAGUAAAAAUACUUUCUUCAAGUUCAAAGAACCUGCCAAAGAUUUGUUACCAUACCAUAAGAUCUGUACUUUAAGAUCAAAAUGUGGCAUAGUUGCAGUGGAAAACUAUGCAGCCAUAAAAAAGAUAAAUUCUUGCCAUUGGCAGCUUAGAUGGAUCUUCAGAGGAUUGUGCUAAGUGAAAUAAGUCAAAAGUGGGAAAGACAAACACCAUACCAUUUUAUUCAU